AUGUCUAUCGACAGUGAUAGUCUCGACCCGCAUGCCGGGUCGAGACGCCCUCGUGAAGGAGACGAUUCGGACGCUUCAAGCUCGAAGCGUUUGCGCGGCGAGAGCGAAACUCCGCUCUCCGCUGCUGGGGCUUUAAGCUCUCCACGUAAUGUGGCGCCUUCAAGCUCUCCGCGCGCUGCUCAGGCAGCGCGCGAUCCGUGGAUGUCGUCUGCGUCAGAGAUCGCAGACCGUGUGGGCAACACCGUGCCUCCAAAUGAAAUUCCGCUGAACGUAUGCAGCGGGAUCCACGAUGAUGCUGUGGCGGAGGAGCAGCACUUUGAUCCCAAAGUGCCUGAGUGGCAGGCACUUUGUCAAAGUUGGAACGCUUUUGUUGAGAACUUCAACAAGAAGCCGAAUGCUUACUGCGAGCGGGUUAAGCAUGCCCGUGAACGCCUUGAGACAUUUUCGACGCGCAGGAGGCUGGGGCAGCUCCACAGAUCCUCUGUGGACGCUGGUAUUCGAUGCGCUGUGCCCGAAGGCCAACAGUGCACGUUGUAUCUUCCGGGUGCGGCGCGCUUGAGCGAACGCGACCAAAACGGGUACACGACGAUUCGUGUACCUGCGAGUCUCAAGGAUCUCCGUGUCGAGUUCUUGGCACGCGAGGAACGCGACGAUCGCGAAACUCCGGGCGCUGCAGGUAACUACAGCGCUCGCACUACAUUCGCGCCGGUAGUGCGUGGUGAGCUUCGUACGCCCUCACCAUUUCCAGAACGUCCUGCAGCAGGACGUCCCGCGGCUCCCAUCGUGUUGAGCCGCGGGUGUCGCGGAUCGGAGGCGGCGGCGGUGGGAACUCGCCCCGGGUAUGGUCAACCUGGGGUUGACCUUGGCCCGACGCUCGAGGAGCGGGUCGCUGCUGUGGAACGGCAUCAGAGCCGGGAGUUCGCCGCUCUGAAGCAGGAGGUGGCGAUCCUACGGGCUCAAGUCGCUCAGGGUUCGCAGACCACGUCGGACAUCUCUGUUGACGUGGGAGGUCGCGUCGCACGCUUGGCCCAGCGCGUUCACGCGCUGGAGCAGUGGUUCGCUCCCGCUGGGGCUUCCGCUUCGGGCCAGCCGAGCUAG
Molecule: messenger RNA, 1098 nt
Organism: Phytophthora sojae
Lineage: Eukaryota; Oomycota; Peronosporomycetes; Peronosporales; Peronosporaceae
Exons: 3
Coding region: 1-1098 (365 amino acids)
Source: RefSeq, a predicted model, not a curated record